Messenger RNA from Prunus dulcis (almond), 1562 nucleotides. RefSeq names its product probable F-box protein At1g44080. Lineage: Eukaryota; Viridiplantae; Streptophyta; Magnoliopsida; Rosales; Rosaceae. The record is from RefSeq and is a predicted model, not a curated record. The transcript is spliced from 2 exons. Bases 291 to 1424 code for a protein of 377 amino acids.
GGCCCCAAAUAAUGAGAUCCAAAACGAAAACAGCCUAGAAAACAUCGAAACUAAAACGAAGUCAUAUUGCCUCUCCUCAUCCUGAUCCUGAUGCAGAACUGAAUCCUCGCAAUCAUCGGAAAUCGUAUUGUUGUUGGGAGUAGAAAAAUUUGUGUAUAAAUAGGGGUGGGGGUGGUGUGAGCUCUCUUGCAAUCAAAUCAAAGCCCAACGAAAAGAGCAUCCAACUUGGAUUUCUUCUGGUUUUUACUUAUAAAACGAAAAACCAAAAGUGUUGUUGCGGAUUCGGAUCUAUGAAUUCAGAUUGGGCAAAUUUGCCUAAGGAGCUUCUGUAUUUAGUUGUAGAGAGAUUGGAGUCACCAUUAGAAUUUAGCGCUGUUUGUAAGCCAUGGCGUUGUGUUGCAAAGGAUACACUAAGCCAAUAUGCUAAGAUGAUAGCUCCAAUGCUCAUGAUUUGUGACCAAAAGAGAGAUAUAUGGAAUUUAUACGAUGUGGCGCACAACAAGCUUGUUAAUUUUCAAUUAAGAUUGCCGAAUAAGCGAUAUUGUGGAUCUUCAAAAGGAUGGUUAAUAGUUGUGGAUGAAAGUUUUAGGGUGAACUUAAUAAAUCCCUUCUAUAUGGUUAAAGGUGGAGAGAGAGCAAAUUCAACCAUUCAUCUUCCUCCACUGCACCCUCCUAAUAUUAGGAGAGAAAUAUUUAGUAAACAGUGUGAUUACUUUGUUUACAAGGCUACAAUUUCAGCAGAUCCAGUAUUAAAUGCUAACGAUUGCAUUGUUGCGGUCAUAUACGAGGAUUAUUGUCAAUUAGCAUUUAUUAGACUCAAUAAGGACACAAAAUGGACGUAUGCUGAUCAAAGUAUUGACAAGCGUUGGCGCUUAAUUCGUGAAGUUGCUUUCGUUGAAGAUAAACUCUAUUUUAUUAAUAAUAAGAGUAGGCUUUUUUCAUUUGAUAUUACUACUCUGUCUUUCUCCAAUCUAAGUUUGGUUAAACCCCAUUUUGGACCAAAUAACAUCAGUGUCAAGGGAUAUCUCCUGGAUUCAAAUAAGAAAGAAUUAUUACUGGUUCAUAAGUACUAUACUGAAGAAGGUGGCAGACGCGUGACGAAGAAAUUUAGAGUAUUCGGAUUCAGUUUCAAUCAGUGUGAUUGGAUUGAGAAAAGCAACUUAGGUGAUGCUGCAAUUUUUGUGGGUGAUAACUCUUCAUUAUAUGUGUUAGCUUCAAAGUCUUUUGGAUGCAAGCCGAAUUGCAUAUAUUUCAACCAUGAUCGAGAUCGUUUCAGUGUCAUUGGACGUGAUGGAGUGUAUGAUUUGGGUGUGUAUAACCUCGAAGAUCAUAGUAUUUUACAACCUUACACCACAGAUGUUAAGGCCCUAUUAAGGAAGGCUAGACGACCAUCAAUGUGGGUUUCCCCAAGUUUUCCGUUGUAAAGAUUUUAUCUUUUUUUGUUUUGGGGCUUAAUAAGUGAACUCCAAUGGUCUUUAGUUUAUUUUAUUUCCUCAAGAGUUGUAUUUUGGAUCUUUUCAUUAUGAUUUUCUCUUUUAAUCUUGUAAGUAGGAUAUUUAAUA